GUUGGCCGGCGUCUAACGGACCGAAGCUCGUGCUGCCCUCAGGCACAGCCGGCGCUGACCUUAGAGGCUCCUCAGAUUCGGUCCGCACCCGCGGUGCCCCUUGGGCGGCACUGAGGUGUGGAACUGUGCCUAUCUCCGCGGGUUCGCUGAUUCUUCAGGUAUUCAUUUAUUCAUCAACACACCAUUUAUUGACUGCUGUGUAACAGGAACAGUUCUAGAUGCUUCAGGUAUAGCACUGAACAAAAGAGAAACACUCUGCUGUCAUGGUACUUACAUUGUCGUGGUCCAGAUAAUAAAUGAGCUUUGCCUUUUCAAGCCCUGUCUAUUACCAGAAAGAGGAAAUGACUGAAUCCCAGGGAACAGUGACAUUCAAAGAUGUGGCUAUUGACUUCACCCAGGAAGAGUGGCAGCAGUUGGAUCCUGCUCAGAGGAACCUGUACCGGAAUGUGAUGCUAGAAAACUAUAACAACUUAAUCACAGUGGGCUGUCCAUUCACCAAACCUGAUGUGAUUUUCAAGUUGGAGCAAGAAGAGGAGCCUUGGGUGGUGGAGGAAGAAGUGUUAAGGAGACACUAUCCAGGAGAAAUGUGGGGGAUUGAGCAUCAGAAAAUCCAGGACAGACUUUUGACACAAUUUGAAGAUAAAUACACAAAAACACUGACUGAAGAAAAAGUCAAUGAAUGUCAUAAGAAAUUUGCAAAUGCAUUUCCUCUUAACUUGGACUUUUUUCCUUCCAGUCACAAUCUCUAUGAAUAUGACUUGUUUGGAAAUUGUUUAGAACAUAAUAAUUUUGACUGUCAUCAUAAUAGAAUCCUUAUAAGAAAGGAACAUUCUGAAUUUAGUGAACCUAUGAAAUCAUUUUGCAUUAAUCCAUCCCAUCUUGCAGUAACUCCCUUUAAGUGUAAUCAUUGUGGGAAAGGAUUCAGUCAAACUUUGGACCUCAUCAGACACCUGAGAAUUCAUACUGGAGAGAAACCUUAUGAAUGUAAAAAGUGUAGCAAAGCUUUCAGCCACAAGGAAAAACUCAUUAAACAUCAUAAAAUUCAUAGUAGGGAGCAGUCUUAUGAUUGUAACGAAUGUGGGAAAGCUUUCAUUAAAAUGUCAAAUCUCAUUAGACAUCAAAGAAUCCAUACUGGGGAGAAACCCUAUGCAUGUAAGGAAUGUGGGAAAUCGUUCAGCCAGAAAUCAAAUCUCAUUGAUCAUGAAAAAAUUCAUACUGGAGAGAAACCAUAUGAAUGUAAUGAGUGUGGGAAAGCAUUCAGCCAGAAGCAAAGCCUCACUGCACAUCAGAAAGUUCAUACUGGGGAGAAACCUUAUGCAUGUAAUGAAUGUGGUAAAGCCUUCCCUCGAAUUGCAUCCCUUGCACUUCAUAUGAGAAGUCACACAGGAGAAAAACCUUACAAAUGUGAUAAAUGUGGAAAAGCCUUCUCUCAGUUUUCUAUGCUUAUUAUACAUGUAAGAAUUCAUACAGGUGAGAAACCCUAUGAAUGUAAUGAAUGUGGAAAAUCCUUCUCUCAAAGUUCAGCCCUUACUGUACAUAUGAGAAGUCAUACUGGUGAAAAACCUUAUGAAUGUAAAGAAUGUAGAAAAGCCUUCAGCCACAAGAAAAACUUCAUUACACACCAGAAGAUUCAUACUAGAGAGAAACCUUAUGAAUGUAAUGAAUGUGGGAAAGCUUUCAUUCAGAUGUCAAAUCUUGUUAGACACCAGAGAAUUCACACUGGAGAAAAACCCUACAUAUGUAAGGAAUGUGGCAAAGCCUUUAGCCAGAAAUCAAAUCUCAUUGCCCAUGAAAAAAUUCAUUCUGGAGAGAAACCCUAUGAAUGUAAUGAAUGUGGUAAAGCCUUCAGUCAAAAACAAAACUUUAUUACACAUCAGAAAGUUCACACUGGAGAGAAGCCUUAUGAUUGUAAUGAAUGUGGUAAAGCCUUUUCUCAAAUUGCAUCUCUUACUCUUCAUCUGAGAAGUCACACCGGAGAAAAGCCUUAUGAAUGUGAUAAAUGUGGGAAAGCCUUCUCUCAGUGUUCACUACUCAAUUUACAUAUGAGAAGUCAUACUGGUGAGAAGCCCUAUGUAUGUAAUGAAUGUGGAAAAGCUUUCUCUCAAAGAACUUCUCUUAUUGUGCACAUGAGAGGUCAUACAGGUGAGAAACCCUAUGAAUGUAAUAAAUGUGGAAAAGCCUUCUCCCAAAGCUCAUCCCUUACUAUACAUAUACGAGGUCACACAGGUGAGAAACCCUUUGACUGUAGUAAAUGUGGAAAAGCCUUCUCUCAAAUCUCAUCUCUUACACUUCAUAUGAGAAAACAUACAGGUGAGAAGCCUUAUCAUUGUAAUGAGUGUGGUAAGGCUUUUAGCCAAAAGUCACACCUUGUUAGACACCAGAGAAUUCAUACUCAGUAGAAAUAGAAACACUAUGAAUAUUGUGAAGAUGGAAAAGCCUUCAGAAUUAGCAUCUCCUUUCACAUUACAUAACUGAUUUUAGAGCAGAAAACUAUGAAUGUGGAAAGCCUUUUGAAGAAGUCACACAAUUGUGAAACAUGAGUUUCACAGCGUGACAAAUUGUGUAACAAAUAAGUUGAACAUCAAAAACCUUGGUAGACCUCUGUUGAUAUUUAUUCAGGAUUCUUAUUAAAAUAUGAAACAAGAUGGCUGCUACAAGCAUAUCAGCAUUACAGUUGCUCUCCUUUUGUAGCCAGUACGUUAAGCAAGAAAAAGAAGAUUUGGGGGGAAGGAAGAAACUAUAAAAAUAUCCUCCUAUACAGGAAAUAGUUAAUUGGAUAAUGUGUUGAUAUAAAAUGUAUAAGGAUAACAACAGCAAUUACAAGACACACAUAUAUAUAAAGUUACAAAAAACAUUUUGAAGAACAUAAAGUAGGACCUGAAAUUCUGAGAAAAAUAACACUGAAAACACAUUUUCAAAAAUAUAAAUUCACAAAUCUUUAAGGUACUUCCAUUCUAAGUUUUCACUAAAUUUUAAGAAUUUCACAAACUGAUUUAAAAUUUUGUAUGAGAACAUAAAGGACCACAAAGAGCUGAAACAAGUGAAAAACAAGAGAAAACACAGUCUACCAGAUAGCAUCACAUAUUUAAAGCUGGUAUCUAAACAAUGUGUUCUUGCUAAAUAAAUGAAUCAGUGGAAACAAAACAAGGAUUGAAGAAAGGAGAUAAGGAAAUUUUUUGUACGGUAUUGCUAUUGAAAAGUCAUUGGAGAAAGAAUGGCCUAUUCAAUAAACAGAAGAUGCAUUUGCAGUCAAAUGCUCUACCACUGAGCUAUACCCCCUCUCAGAAGAUGCAUUUGAACAAAAAAUGACAGUUGUCUACUUUAUACUAUAUAUAAAAAUAAAAUCCAGAUCGACUGAAGACUAGAAUAUAAAAAGCAAAAUUCUAAAACUCUGAUGAAAAUGAAAUAGAUUUAUUACUUUAGAGUAACUGGAUCACUCUAAAAACACAUAAAUAUGAAAUAGUCAUUUCUAUUUUGGUGUAUUGCACACAGAUACGGGCACGAAGAUACACAUCUAUGUUCAUCGUGGUUUGUAUUACACUAAAUUGGACAUAACAGAUUCUCAUUAGUAGAAGGAUAGAUUAAUACCAUGUAAUUAUUGUUAUGAUAGAAUACAGUAUUUAGAGAGAAGGUACAAAUUUGACAUAUAGUACCUAGAUCACAAUAUAAAUAUUGAGAGGAAAAAAAAAGCAAAAUGUACAAUGAAAAGAUGUAACAUUUGUAUAAGUUUAAUAAAAUAAUGCAAAGAACA
Neogale vison (American mink) is the source of this 3751-nucleotide messenger RNA. It is a transcript of the gene ZNF569, whose product is annotated as zinc finger protein 569. The transcript is spliced from 6 exons. Gene Ontology annotation, molecular function: DNA-binding transcription repressor activity, RNA polymerase II-specific. Bases 297 to 2399 code for a protein of 700 amino acids. Gene Ontology annotation, biological process: negative regulation of transcription by RNA polymerase II. Lineage: Eukaryota; Metazoa; Chordata; Mammalia; Carnivora; Mustelidae. The record is from RefSeq and is a predicted model, not a curated record.